Messenger RNA from Coccomyxa subellipsoidea C-169, 2472 nucleotides. RefSeq lists its product as hypothetical. Gene Ontology annotation, biological process: retrograde transport, endosome to Golgi; endocytic recycling. Gene Ontology annotation, cellular component: EARP complex. NCBI's taxonomy places the organism in Eukaryota, Viridiplantae, Chlorophyta, Trebouxiophyceae, Coccomyxaceae. The transcript is spliced from 20 exons. Gene Ontology annotation, molecular function: SNARE binding. Bases 1 to 2472 code for a protein of 823 amino acids. The record is from RefSeq and is a predicted model, not a curated record.
AUGCAGGACGUGCUGGAGGGCUACAUCUUCCUGGGCAAUAUCAGCGAGCUGGGCGCCCGGCUGAGCCACGCCUUCACUUCAUCCGUCAGCAGCACUGUCCGUCAGGUCGUGCGCAGCGUGAUCCUGACGCGGUCUGGGCUGGAGGAGAGCGCGCGCGCAGGAGCGCCUGUUCAGGACAUGGUCCGGGGGGUCCCUGCCGACCUAUUCAGGACGUGCCUCGCCCGGGCGUUGAUGGUGGUGUUUGACAUGAUGGGCAGCCACCAGAGGAUGACUAAUUGGCACGACAGCGCCCUGGACCACAACAUGAGCGGCCUCGCCAAACUGCGCGAAGCCAAGCGCGCAUGCCACGCGCGCAUCCGCCAGGCGCGUUCCCUCCCCCCUCUGAAAUUCCUUGCUUCCGGGGCCCUUCUUCCUGCGGAUGGCAGCGGUGAGGGCAGCGGCCUCAUCAAAGCCGUCUCAAUGAGGGACACGGCACCCAUUACCACCUCGGUGAGCUUUCAAGCCAGCGUCGGUGGCAGUCCGCGCGCACCAGCCUCGCCGAGAAGGCGGCAGAAGCCGGCAUGGGCAGAAACGCUGACUGCCGGGCCGCAGCUUCACAGAACGUCCUCGAAGGGGUCACAGGCGCUGCAGCUUGCACGAUCCAUGGGCCAGGCAGGCGCCGAUGAGGAGGGACAGCCGCAGUCGGUGGAGUCCUUCAUCGAGGCGCUGGCCGCCAAGGACGCUCUAGCAGAGCUCCAGGGGCUGGAGUGGAGGGAGGCGGAGGAGGUGGAGUGGGGGGAUGUGCUGAGGGUUAGUCAGCGGGGCAUGUGGGCCAGCCGCGGAUUCCUCUGGGAGGAAGCCGCGCGCAACAUCGCCUGCCUGCUCGCAUGCCCCGCCGCCUGGGAUGGCGAUCACUUCCUGCAGGAAACGCAUCUGAUAAUAAUAAUAAUAAUGAUAAUGAUACAUUACCAAUAUCACAUGCAGGCGGGCAACUUCUUCGCAGCCUAUCAUGCAGAGAACCUGGAGGGCCUGCAUGGAAUGCUGGACAAGGAGCUCUGGCGCAGGAUACCCUCCGGCAAUGCUGAAGCAGGAGGUCUUUGGCAGGGGCUGCGGGGAGAUGGGAAGCUGCAGAAGGGCGGCGCAGACUCCUUUGACAAGAUCCUGGCGGCUGGAAAUCCCUGGCGCAGGAAGCACCUGCGCCGUCGGCUUGCCAAGCAGGGCUCGCCUGCGCUGUCCUUCCAGCUGGGGUUUGGCGGCGCUUCAGCGCUGGAGGAGGACAGGGCUGCGAGGAAGCUAGAGGUCGAUGAGCACGGAAUUGCACGACGUGUGUCAGAUGACAUAUGGCGGACCAGUGCAGCCACAACACACGCAGUGCUGUCAGAUGACGAAGAGGACGAGCUGCUGAGUGGGGACUCACUCUGGGAGGACGAUAGGCAAACCGCCAAGGAGGCGGGCAACGCCGAUGGGCAGCAGCUGGGCAGCAUGCCCAUGACUAACUCGGCGCUGAAGCUUGCCAAAUGGAUGCAAGUGUACGGAGAACUGCUCAGGAGCCUGCGGCCGGCUCCGUUUGUGUACCGGGGCAUGUGCGAGCUGUUUGACAUGUACCUGGUGCAUGUCUACGUGGCCUUCAGUGAUGUCAGCCUGGCUGACAUGCUGGACUCCGAGGCCGCUGAGGCCAAGCAGGCAGAGGCGGUGUCACCCAGGCUGAGGGCCACACUUGUGAGGAUUGUGGCCGGGCCGCUGGCCAGAUUCAGGGCAUCCCUAACUGCCAGGCAGAACAAGUGGCUGCAGCAGCUUGCCAAGGACAUGGGUGGAGAGGGCAGUCAGUUUCUGGCACACCUGAAGAUGGCCGACAGGAGAGCAGCCUCCACAGCAGCCGCCGCGCCACCGUCGGCUGCGGCUGCUCUUGCGCAGCUGUCAGCCACUCCCUCAACUGUCCCCAAGCUCUCGCACUCAGGCAAUCAGUGGGGCCUGCAGGAGAGAGUGGUGGCGGCCGCAUCGCUGGAGGCAUUUGCCGAACAGCUGCGGCAGGGAAAAAGCGCAAUCCAGGCGCUGCUGCCGGCCGCAGAGCAUCCCUCGCUCGACGCGUUCUUCACCCGCACCGUUGACGCCGCAGGUGACGUGACCGACUGCCUGCUGCGCUGCGGCGCGCGGCUGAACUUCAACCUUGCCAGCACCGCCGGCACAAUCGCUCACCAGUUCUGGGACAUCUCCCAGCCGCCCAUGCAGGCAUCGCGGUGGGUGGAGGACGUGUGCAGGCAGGCAGGCUAUUUCGGGGAGAAGCUCGCGCAGGUGGCCGGCCUAACAGAGCACCACAGAUCCCAGGCGUUUUUCCUGACUGAGGUGGAAGAGUUUGGGCAGUGGGCCGUGACACAUCCAGAAUACACACGGGAGCAGCAAAUUGGCCUGGCGACCGCAGUGGCACAGUUCAAAGGGCUGAAGAAGAAGGAUCAAGCUACAUUUGUUGCCCAAGUGGAGGCUUUUAUGUUGUGA